Phacochoerus africanus (Common warthog) is the source of this 1437-nucleotide messenger RNA. RefSeq names its product olfactory receptor 1J4-like. Gene Ontology annotation, cellular component: membrane. The record is from RefSeq and is a predicted model, not a curated record. Gene Ontology annotation, molecular function: G protein-coupled receptor activity; olfactory receptor activity. The transcript is spliced from 3 exons. Lineage: Eukaryota; Metazoa; Chordata; Mammalia; Artiodactyla; Suidae. The coding region runs from base 1 to 1437 and encodes 478 amino acids. Gene Ontology annotation, biological process: G protein-coupled receptor signaling pathway.
AUGAGGAGGGAGAACCAGAGUGGCAUGUCUGAGUUCCUCCUCCUGGGUCUCCCCAUCCAGCCAGAGCAGCAGGCUGUGUUCUUUGCCCUGUUCCUGGGCAAGUACCUGACCACAGUGCUGGGGAACCUGCUCAUCAUCCUGCUCAUCAGGCAGGACCCUCACCUCCACACCCCCAUGUACUUCUUCGUCAGCCACUUGGCCUUCUCUGAUGUCUCUUUCUCAUGUGUAACCCUCCCAAAAAUGCUCCUAAAUAUGCAGACGCAGCAACAAUCCAUCUCCUAUGGGUGGUGCAUUACUCAGAUGUAUUUUUUCUUAUUUUUCAUUUGUCUUGACAAUUUGCUUCUUGCGGUGAUGGCCUGUGACAGGUAUGUGGCCAUUUGUCAGCUUCUCCACUACAGAACCAUCAUGAGAGAUGGCUUUUGUGUCUUACUGGUAGUUGGAUCCUGGUUCUUCUCUUGUGUCCACGCACUGUUGCACACUCUUCUUCUGUCCCGCCUCAUGAGGAGGGAGAACCAGAGCCACGUGUCUGAGUUCCUCCUCUUGGGGCUCCCCAUCCAUCCAGAGCAGCAGGGCCUGUUCUUUGCCCUGUUUCUGGGCAUGUACCUGACCACAGUGCUGGGGAACCUGCUCAUCAUCAUACUCAUCAGGCUGGACCCUCGCCUCCACACCCCCAUGUACUUCUUCCUCAGCCACUUGGCCCUCACAGAUGUCUCCUUUUCAUCAGCCACUGUCCCUAAGAUGCUGAUGUACAUGCACACUCAUGAUCAAUCCAUCCCCUAUGCAGGGUGCAUUUCCCAGAUGUAUUUUUUCUUACUUUUUGGUUGUCUUGACAAUUUCCUUCUUGCAGUGAUGGCCUAUGACAGAUAUGUGGCCAUUUGUCAGCCCCUCCAUUACACCACUGUCAUGAGACAGGAACUGUGUGUCUCCUUAGUAGCUGGGUCCUGGUUUCUCUGUUCUACCCUUGCCCUGUUGCACACCCUCCUCUUGGUCCAGCUGUCCUUCUGUGUGGACAAUACCAUCCCCCAUUUCUUCUGUGACCUCACUACCCUCCUGAAGUUGAGCUGUUCAGACACCUCCAUCAAUGAGCUAGUCAUCUUUAUUGUGGGAGGAAUACUUUUCAUCCUGCCUUUGAGUAGUAUCUUGGGCUCUUAUAUUCAUAUCGGGACUGCAGUUCUGAGUGUCUCUUUUACCAAGAGUCUCUUUAAAGUUUUUUCCACCUGUGGCUCCCACCUCUUCGUGGUGUCUUUAUAUUAUGGGACAAUUGCUAGUGUUCACUUUUUCUCCUCAUCAUGGGAAUCUAAUGACAAAGACAUAAUUGCUUCCUUUGUGUAUGCAGUAGUUACACCCAUGCUGAACCCCUUCAUCUACAGCCUCAGGAACAGAGACAUAAAACAAGCCUUUGAGAUAUUUGUCAAUAGGGCUAACUUCUUGAAGUGA